GGUGCCCCCCCCAUAUUAAUAGCCUCCCUGAACUCUCAAACCGGGAGAGCUCUUACCAGCCGAGCUCCUAAAGUAGGGCUAGUUGGGAAUUGGUCUUCGCUGCAGGAUGGCUUAUCACAGGCACGCAGGGCCUACCAGCUACACGGUGGGCACCAUGUCGGAACGCUUUGACUGCCACUAUUGCCGGGACAACUUGCACGGGAAGAAGUAUGUGCAGAAGGAAGGCCGCCACUGCUGCAUCAAGUGCUUUGAGAAGUUCUGCGCAAACACCUGUGCUGAGUGCAAGAAGCCCAUCGGGGCCGAUUCCAAGGAGCUGCAUUUCAAGAACCGCUACUGGCACGAGAACUGCUUCCGCUGCUUCAAGUGCUCCACGUCUCUGGUCAACGAGCCCUUCAUGCUGAAGGAGCACAACAAAGUGUGGUGCAACAAGUGCACCAUGGAUCAGGCCCCCCACUGCAAGGGCUGCCAGAAGCCCAUCGUGGCAGGCGACCAGAAUGUGGAAUACAAGAAGACUGUCUGGCACAAGGAGUGCUUCACCUGCAGCCAGUGCAAGCAGGUGAUUGGCACCGCCAGCUUCUUCCCCAAGGACGACGAGAUUUAUUGCACCUCCUGCCAUGAGCAGAAAUUUGCCAAGACCUGUGUGAAGUGCAAGCAGGCCAUCACCUGUGGAGGGGUCGCCUACCAGGAGCAACCGUACCACUCCGAAUGCUUUGUGUGUGCCACCUGCUCCAAGAAACUGGGAGGGCAGCGCUUUACAGCUGUGGAGGAUCAAUUCUACUGUGUCGAUUGCUACAAGUCCUUUGUGGCCAAGAAAUGCAGCGGUUGCAAGAACCCCAUCACAGGUUUCGGGAAAGGAACCAACGUGGUCAGCCAUGAAGGCCACUCCUGGCACGACUACUGCUUCAACUGCAAGAAGUGCUCCAUCCCGCUGGCCAACAAGCCCUUCGUCUUCCACAGCGAGCAAGUCUACUGCCCCACCUGCGCCAAGAAGCUGUAAGGGGCGGAGCCAGGGGCAAAGGGGGGGAGCGGCCUUGCCUCUUCCCUGGAGGGGCUUGAUCUGUGUGCUUGGAGAAAACCUGCCCACUCUCCUGCCCACAUUUUAGGCUUCCCCAUCCCCAUCCUUAAGAGGUGCCCGGCAUCUCCCCCCUCCCCAUCUGACAGGUGGCAUUCAAUAAAAGCUCUGCCUUAGCAUCCUACCUGCUGCUAACCUUGCUUAAAAUCCCCCCUUUUUAAAGGAAAGAUCCUCUUAUUUUCUUGCCAUGCUUCGCAGGUGCCGGCUGAAGUUUAGGCUCAAGCUUUGCACAUCCAAAUGUACUUACUGAUAACCAGGGUGGAUUUGAUUUAAAUCAUAUAUUCAGUAAGACUGGAUUUCAAUCACUAGUCAGGAAGACUUGAUUUAAAUCAUUUUUUAAAAAACAGAAAGGUUCAACCUCGCUGGGAUCCUCUUGCCUUCUUGCCAUGCUUCAUGGGUGCCGGCUGAUGUUUCGGCUCAAGCUUCACACAACCAAAUAUACCGCACUUUUCCGUCUAGAAGACUCCCCCUUCUGUAAGAUGCCCCCUAUUUUGAGAGACUAAAAAUUUCCAAAAUUGGGGGGGGGAUUGUUGAGCUUUUUUUAGGGGGCGUUGCCACAAAUUGCCUACCUGCUGUGGUCACCGAGGGGUCUUUGCAGCCUGCGCUUCUUUAUAUAGAACCUCGUCUUCUACACGGAAAAGUACGGUACUUGCUGAUAACUGAGCACAUACAGCUAAUUAGUCUUUUUCCGUGUAUAACAUGCCCCCAUGUACAGUCAUACCUCAGGUUGAAGUAGCUUCAGGUUAAAAAUUUUCAGGUUGCGUUCUGCGGCGACCCGGAAGUAACGGAGUGGGUUACUUCCGGGUUUCGCCGCUUCCGCAGACGCUCAAAAUGACGUCAUGGGCACGUGGCUAAUUGCGACCCACGCACACGCAGACGCAGGUUGCGUUUGCUUCAGUAUGCGAACGGGGCUCCGGAACGGAUCCCGUUCGCAUCCAGAAGUACCACUGUAUAAGAUGCCCCCUAUUUUGGACUGGACUUAACUGUCAGGGGUCCUUUACCUUUAUUUUGGGGGACUCAAAAAUUAAGAAAAUGGAGGGAGAUUGCCCCCAGGUAUAAGAUUACCCCUCUCUUUUUUGCAUUAUUUUUUAGUAAAAAAAACCACACCCUAGUCUUAUACAAGGAAAAGUAUGGUAGGUUACUAACUUCUAAGUGAGCAGUAAGAUGAGGGCUGAAAUCACAUGGCUGCUUUUGAAACGGAAAUUUUUUGCUUUUCCUUCCUGGGGAGCAAAAGAUCGGGAGAGAGUUUGAGGCCAUUUUAAAGGGUCACUCACUGACCCUUUAAAAGUCUAAACAGGGCUGCCUUCAGACGUCUUGCUGAUUUCCUUGAGAUCUGAUGGGAGAGGGUGCCACCACCAAGAAGGCCCUCUGCCUGUAUUAAACUGAAUCCCGGGGUGGGGUGGGAGGCAAAAUGCUUGUGUGCUCUUCCAUAUCAAAAAUCCAAUGAAAGCCAGGAAAUGGCCGGCCUGAGCCCUUCGCAACGUCAGUUUCCACAAGCAAUGAUGCCUUCAUAUUUGUUUGACAAUGAAAAGCAAGGGUCAGCAACCUUUUUCAGCAGGGGACCGGUCCACUGUGCCUCGGAUCUUGUGGGGGCUGGACUAUAUUUUUUGGGGGGAAAUGAACAAAUUCCUAUGCCCCACAAUUAACCCAGAGAUGCAUUUUAAAUAAAAGGACACAUUCUACUCAUGUCAAAACAUGCUGAUUCCCAGACCAUCUGCCAGCCGGAUUGAGAAGGCGAUUGGGCCGGAUCCGGCCCCCAGGCCUUAGUUUGCCUAGCAAUGCCCUAGGUCAGGCACGUCCAACAGGUAGAUCACUUUGGCUUCUCCCAAAAAGCUCAGCCACUUUUGUUUCCUAGCCAAAAAGUGGGCCAUCAGAUUAAGUUCCACUAUAUAGGACUGGGGAUUCAGGACCCUUAACUGUGUUUUAUAUAAUCAACUUUUGAUUAUGUUCUGUGUAUCUCACAACAUUCAUUCAGUUCCGUUAAUUUAUAUAUUCAGUUCCAUUCAUUCAUUUGCCCCCUAAAAAAAAAGCUCAACCACCUUGGCUUCCCCAAAAAAGUUCCACAACUUUGAUCCAUCCAACGACAACGGGUGGAUCACUGCCAGUUUUUUUUACACCGUGAGUAGAUCACAGUCUCUUGGGAGCUGGACAUCCCUGCCCUAGGUGAUAGUAUGUCAAUAUGCAGAUCUGAUCAGCAUCACAUGGUCCAGCCCAGAAACGUCUCCAGAAAACCUGGCCUUCGCAGAUUAACACAAUGAAACCCUUGAUGCGCACGAAGGAAUAAAACGCAAACGUUUGCAACACACAAUUUCCUCCACCCAUUCUUAGCUGAUACUUGUAUCUGUUAUCACACCCAAGGUUGCGUCCAAUGAAGUGUCUCAUGGGGAAUUAAGGGGAGGGGGGAUUACGGAAAUCUACGUGUGCUUGGUUCAAAACUGUAUAAGAAGUAAGAAACGUCUCCCGUUUGGAGUCUUCUCCUUUCCUCCUUGGCGAGACUGGCUUUGACCCUGCUGCCGCAGAAAUCUCAAAUAAAGGUCCAGCAUCUUCGCUGCUUUGCUUCAA
This is a messenger RNA of Podarcis raffonei (Aeolian wall lizard), 3634 nucleotides long. It is a transcript of the gene FHL1, whose product is annotated as four and a half LIM domains 1. Gene Ontology annotation, biological process: muscle organ development. The transcript is spliced from 7 exons. The record is from RefSeq and is a predicted model, not a curated record. Gene Ontology annotation, molecular function: transmembrane transporter binding. Lineage: Eukaryota; Metazoa; Chordata; Lepidosauria; Squamata; Lacertidae. Bases 107 to 997 code for a protein of 296 amino acids.